This is a messenger RNA of Schistocerca gregaria, 996 nucleotides long. Its product is annotated as calpain-12-like. Gene Ontology annotation, cellular component: cytoplasm. Lineage: Eukaryota; Metazoa; Arthropoda; Insecta; Orthoptera; Acrididae. The transcript has 6 exons. Gene Ontology annotation, biological process: proteolysis. The record is from RefSeq and is a predicted model, not a curated record. The coding region runs from base 1 to 996 and encodes 331 amino acids. Gene Ontology annotation, molecular function: calcium-dependent cysteine-type endopeptidase activity.
AUGGCGCGCCCGGGCCGGCGCAGUGGCCGCUGCCCCCGUAGCAGCCCGCUGGGCCGCCCCUGGCACGCCAGUCGGCCACCCGCCGCUGCCCCAGCCGCGUCCCCCACACCCGCGCACGGACACCGACUGCCAGCCGGACAGGCACCAACACAGGGCGAUGAAGAAGCAGCCCUUCACGAGUCCGCAGCAGAGGACAGCGAUGGAGUUACUGAUGGCCUUGACACCUUCUCGGACAUGGGCAGCACUGCCCUGUUGGAGGAGUGCGAGGCGGCGCAACGUGUGGCAGCCCUGCCGGAGGGCGAGCUGUUCCGCGACGAGGACUUCCCCGCAGAGGCGAGCAGCCUCAGCCACUCAGACCCGCAGGCGCCGCACCUCGGCGACGUCGUAUGGCUGCGACCGCACUGUACACGACAACAGCUAUGGAAUCCUGCAGACUUGCUAAGGAGGCUGGUGUGUGCUUGUGUUGGACGGCAGGAGCUGGUGGAGGAGCCCCGGCUGCUGGACGAGGGCCGCGGCGUGUCGGCGGUGCGGCAGGGCGCGCUGGGGGACUGUUGGCUGCUCAGCGCGUGCGCCGCCGUCGCCCAGCGGCCGCACCUCCUCAGGAAGGUGGUGCCGGGCGGGCAGCCGCUGCGCGGCCCUGGCUACCGCGGCGCGGUGCGCGUGCGGCUGUGGCGCUUCGGGCGGUGGCGCUGCGUGCUGCUGGACGACCGGCUCCCCUGCAGGGGCGGCGCGCCGCUCUACGCCAGCUGCGCCGGCGCCGCCCUCUUCUGGGUCUGCUUCGUCGAGAAGGCGUACGCCAAGCUGCACGGCAGCUACGAGGCGCUGGCGGGCGGGCACGCGCUCGAGGCGCUCGUCGACCUGACGGGCGGCGUCGCCGAGAAGCUGCGUUCGUCGGCCGCGCUCUACCCGCUGCUCAGCGACGCCUUCGCGCGCGGGGACCUCGUCACCUGCGCCAAGAAGGUCACUCGCGGCUGCCAAGCGCGCUACGCUAGCUAG